Aspergillus terreus NIH2624 is the source of this 1584-nucleotide messenger RNA. Its product is annotated as cytochrome P450. Lineage: Eukaryota; Fungi; Ascomycota; Eurotiomycetes; Eurotiales; Aspergillaceae. Gene Ontology annotation, molecular function: iron ion binding; monooxygenase activity; heme binding. The coding region runs from base 1 to 1584 and encodes 527 amino acids. The transcript is spliced from 5 exons. The record is from RefSeq and is a predicted model, not a curated record.
AUGGAGUUGUUGCGUCUGCUCCUGUCGCAUCCGUACGUCACGGCCGCUGCCGUGACGGUGGGAUAUCUGCUGUCUGCGGCGGUCUAUCGUCUGUGGCUCUGUCCGAUCGCCCAUUUCCCCGGGCCGCGGUUGGCCGCGUUGACGGUGAUGUAUGAGUUCUACUGGGAUACGAUUUGCUGUGGGCAGUUUACCUUUCAUAUCGGCGAACUGCACAAGAAAUAUGGCCCCAUUGUUCGCAUCAGUCCGACCGAACUGCACGUCAGUGACCCGGACUACUAUGAAGUGAUCUACUCCCGCGACAGCCCGCGCAACAAAUACAACUACUACCAGCGCACCUUCAACGCGCCCUUGGCCCUGAUCACCGCCGAAGACCAUUUCCGCCACCGCUUGAUCCGUUCGCAUAUGAAUCCGUUCUUCUCGACGAUGCGCAUCCGCCAGCAGGAGCCUGUCCUCAGGGCCCUGAUCAACAAGCUUUGUGGCCGCCUGGAGGAGUGGAAGAACACCGGCAAGCCGCUGCAUAUCGAGCACGCCCUGACCUGCUACACGACGGACGUGAUCACCGACUACACCAUGGGCGAGGGUUAUCACUACCUCGACGAGCCCGACUUCAUCCCGCAGUGGUACCACACCCUCACGGGGACGGCGCGAACGCUGGUCUUUAUCCGCCCGGUUGCGUUCCUGCUGCCGCUGCUGCUGGCCAUGCCAGAGUCGGUGACCGCGUGGCUGAACCCGGGCAUGGAGCUGUUCUUUGAUUUCCAACGCCGCUGCCGCAAGCUCAUCCAUAAGAUCGCGACUGACCACCUUGAAAAGGGCUCGCAUGCCGUCGACCAGAAAGGCCGGCUGACCCUCUUCGACGAUGUCCUCAGCAGCGACUUGCCGGAGCAGGAAAAGAGUGAGGCCCGGUUGGCGCAGGAGAUGCAGAUUCUCGUGUCGGCCGGCGCCGAAACCACUGCCAAGGCGAUGACUUAUAUUUUAUUCUACCUCCUGGACAACCCGGAGCUGCUCAAAAAGCUGAAGGCGGAGCUGGAGCCUCUGGGCCCAGAUCCGGCGUUGAUCCAGCUGGAACAGCUGCCUUAUUUGACUAGCGUGAUGCUGGAGGGAAUUCGUCUUUCAUAUGGAGUGACUGCUCGUCUCCCUCGAAUCGCACCAUACAACGCGCUCAAGUACAAGGACUGGACCAUCCCUCCUGGAACGCCGAUCAGCAUGAGCUGUCUUCUGAUGCAUCACGACGAAUCGGUCUUCCCCGACUCCUACCGCUUCGACCCCGAACGAUGGACCGACCUGACCGAGCGCAAGCGGCUGGAGAAAUACAUGGUCGCGUUCUCGAAGGGGUCGCGACAGUGUAUCGGCAUGCAGUAUGUUCCCAAUGCUCCUCGCAUUCGUACUCGUGUAGGCCGUAUGGGGUACGCUAACAUCGCUAGUCUUGCUCGGGCCGAGAUCCUCAUGGUCAUCAGCACCCUGCUGCAGCGUUUCGAGUUCGAGCUGUAUGAGACCACUGUGGAGGACGUUCGGGUGAAACACGACAUCUUCAUUCCGUUCACGAAGCUCGACAGCGAAGGCGUGCGAGUCUUGAUCAAGGGCUGA